AUGUGACAAACUAGUUCAAAAUAAGGUUAGUUUUUAUCGAUGAUUGAAAUACGAAUGAAAAUAAAGCGAAUAUCAAUAAAUAAAGACUAUUAAAUAGAGGAUUAAAUAGAUUCGAGUUUUGUGUGUAUAUUUUUGAAAAUGGCUGAAGAAGAACCAAUCGACAAUGCAUGGGAGAUGCAAAUUCCAGAAUUCAAACCUGAAGAUAAUCCACAUGGACUCUUGGAAGAAAGUUCGUUCGCGACACUUUUUCCCAAAUAUAAGGAACAAUACUUGAAAGAGGUUUGGCCUCUUGUACAAAAAACUUUAGGAGAACAUUUCAUCAAAGCUAAAUUAGAUCUUAUAGAAGGAAGUAUGACUGUCACAACUACAAGAAAGACCUGGGAUCCAGCUAUCAUCUUGAAAGCAAGAGACAUGAUCAAACUGUUAUCAAGAAGUGUGCCGUACGAGCAGGCGAUACGUGUAUUACAAGAUAACCUAGGAUGUGAUAUCAUUAAAAUUGGAAACCUAGUAAGAAAUAAACAAAAGUUUGUUAAGAGGCGUCAACGACUAAUUGGACCUGAUGGAUGUACGUUGAAAUCUAUUGAGCUUCUUACAAAUUGCUAUGUUCUUGUUCAAGGAAAUACAGUAUCUGUAUUAGGUCCAUAUAAAGGUUUACAACAAGCUAGGAAGAUCGUUGUGGAUACAAUGAAAAACAUUCAUCCAAUAUAUAACAUUAAAGCCUUAAUGAUAAAAAGGGAAUUGGCGAAAGAUCCAAAAUUGAAGAAUGAAAAUUGGGAAAGGUUCUUACCGAAAUUUGUUAACAAAAAUAUCAGUAAACGUAAGAAGCCCAAAAAUAAGAAAGAGAAGAAACCUUAUAAUCCCUUCCCUCCACCGCAACCUGAUACUGAAAUGGAUAAACAAAUCAAAUCUGGAGAUUACUUCUUGGAUGAAAAAUCUAAGAAGGCUAAGAUACAGAAAGAAAGAGAGGAAAAACAAAUGGUAGCAGCUAAAGAAAGGGAAGAAAGAAGAAAUAAGGACUUCAUUCCUCCGGAAGAGAAAGAUACGGUUAAAACUAAAGUUAGCACAAAACCAGAUAUAAAUAUCGCAGAAUUGAAAUCUAAAAUUGCUAAGGCUCGUAAGGGUGUCAAGAGGUUGCAGUCGUAACUCUAAACGUAAUUCAAUAAUGUAUUAUGAAAACCUCGGCCUUAUUUUGUAUAUUUUCUAAUAUUAUUAUUUUUGUAGAAUUGAUAUCGAUUAGGGAGUUCUCUAUGAAUUAUUAAUUUUUAUUCGUGAAUAAACAUUAUUAUCAGUAUA
This is a messenger RNA of Harmonia axyridis, 1293 nucleotides long. It is a transcript of the gene dbe, whose product is annotated as KRR1 small subunit processome component homolog. Lineage: Eukaryota; Metazoa; Arthropoda; Insecta; Coleoptera; Coccinellidae. Gene Ontology annotation, molecular function: RNA binding. Bases 139 to 1143 code for a protein of 334 amino acids. Gene Ontology annotation, cellular component: small-subunit processome; nucleolus. The transcript has 2 exons. The record is from RefSeq and is a predicted model, not a curated record.